Molecule: messenger RNA, 1782 nt
Organism: Phaeodactylum tricornutum CCAP 1055/1
Lineage: Eukaryota; Bacillariophyta; Bacillariophyceae; Surirellales; Neidiaceae
Exons: 2
Coding region: 1-1782 (593 amino acids)
Source: RefSeq, a predicted model, not a curated record
AUGAAGCAUGGUGAAACAAUCAACACUACGUAUGGCGCCGGCGUCAUUCAACACUAUCGAGAGUUGGAUGGAAUGUACGUUGUGGACAUGCCGUUCGGUGCACUCUACGCAAACCGAGAGGCACUGCAGACGCCAGAACACUGUAUACCUUUGACAGCGAUUAAAAAGCCCAAAAACGACACCACCAUGGAGCUGAAUGUGGCUUACGAAAGUUUGGAGAAAAUGCGUCAGCUGAACCUGGAAGUUACUUGUCAAGAGCAAGGUAUUUUGUUCAAAGGCGACUCGCUUUCGACUACAUGCACAAACCCAGCGAUGCAAGUAACGUCUCCGCAAUAUUCCAAAACGGUCGCUUUCCAAGAAUUCGUCGGCUGGUCGAUCAACAGCAACGCGGUAAAAUCGGGCACGCCCUGCUUGAUUUGUAGCGCACCGGCAUGUCGCUCCCACGCGUCGAAAACAUUUGGCGGCGAAGGAAUCACGGUAUGUCUAGAAUGCGAACGACUAUUUUCGAUGGAUUACGUGAUUGACUGUUUGGCGGCUCCAGAUAAAGAAACACGGCGUACACAGAUAGGCCAAAUGAUUGAUCUGUACGAUCGAGUGAUUCUGUUACUCAAGUAUUCUGCGCAGUUCAUUGCGACCGUGGCUACCAGUUUAGAGGAAACCACAGAACGACAGAAUAAGGUAGGUGUCGGUAGCAGUAGUGCCGGAAUGGUAUCGGGCGUACUUGGUGUAGCUGCCGCGGCGACAAUUUUUACACCGGCUGGACCGCCAUUGCUUGUGGCUUCUCUACUAUUCGGUGGCAGCGCUACUGUCGUGCAAACCGGAACCGAAGUCCGCAACUAUUACUCCGAACCCAAGAAAUUGGCGGACCGUAUUAUUGCGCUACACGGUAUGGUACACGCUAUUUUGGCCGUGACGGGAACGUUGCGAGACGCAUUGACACGAGAUCAUAUUCGAACUGACAUGUACGACGGACCAUCUUCAUUCACGGCUCACGCGAGCCGCAGCUUGGCAGCUGAACGCCAAGCCCAAGCGGAAACACGUGCCAUGGCUGGCAUGACGGCAGGACGGGCUGGUGCCGCCGGAGUGGAGCUCGGUAGUCUGGCAACGGCGACCGAAGCUGCCACCGUCGGUCGAAGCGCGCGCUUCUUUAGUAAAACGGGGACGGGGAUUAUGAGGACGGCGCGUUUCGCACGUUUUGCCGGCGGUGCCUUGUCCGCAGCGACACUCUUGCUUGAAGCGCGGGCACUUACCACCACGAUGCAGCACAUGGCCAAUGGAAACCCUUGUGAGAAAGCGGACACUUUGCGGGCAAUUCAAGAUGAGCUGCUGGAUCUGCCAUGCAGCACAGCUUUGGAGCGUGAGUGUGAGCAAUACUUGGAGGCAAUGGAAAAACGUCAGCAUCGUAUGACGGAGCAAGAAGCAGUUGAACUUUUGGUGGAAACUUACAAAGCUCCGACUCCAAUGGAGUCCGGAGAUGAGUCUCUUACUUUGUCUGAUGGCGAGAAAGACCCGGCGAUUGCCUGUGAAGAAAGCGCCUCUACUUCCGUGUCGGUGCCACUACCGAAGCGUAUAUCAUUGUACAAGGAACCUGGCCAUCAGUCGCCCACACCCGGAGAAAGCGACGAAACCUCUUCUUACCCUAUGAAUCGUACCAGUUCCCUGUCUGGGUCUUUACUUGAACGCAUUGAGUAUUUCAAGCAACGGUGCGCAGGCCCGGCUGGGCGCAAUAAAGACAUCGACAACACUGCAGACCUCGACACAGAGAGUAGCACGCUUUUUUGA